Messenger RNA from Fopius arisanus, 2703 nucleotides. Its product is annotated as zinc finger protein 235. The coding region runs from base 206 to 2524 and encodes 772 amino acids. NCBI's taxonomy places the organism in Eukaryota, Metazoa, Arthropoda, Insecta, Hymenoptera, Braconidae. The record is from RefSeq and is a predicted model, not a curated record. The transcript has 4 exons.
CUUUUUCAAAGAGUCUAACUCAUACGUCUCAUAACGGCUUGCCACUCAUACAUUCAAGUAAAUUCAAGUUUCCGGUGUUUCUAUUUGAGUGUGGAAAACCACUCAUUUACCAACGUGGCCAAACACAAGAAAAUCACCUCGACGGAUUGGUAGUCACCAACACCGAAAAACAAAUGAUCGUACGUGAGAUUGAGAAUCUGGAAAGAUGACGAGCGAUGCUGAGAGAGAUUCCAAUGAUUCCAAUGAUUCCAACAACUGUCUGAUAUGCAAUGACAAGAUCGCCCUAUCACUCAAGAAUUGUGUCAAGAUUUUCAGCGAUGAUGGGAAUGGCAGUGAUAAACCACUUGCUGAGACCAUAUGCUGUUUACUUGAUACCGAGAUUACAGCUGAUAAUGCACAUUCAGUUAUUUUGUGUGAGAAAUGUUUAAAAUUGUGUCAAGAGUUUGAGGUGUUGCAGGCCAAGAUGAUGCAGAUCAAGGAAGAGAUCAUGAGUGAUUAUCAAAAAACUCUGAAACAAGUCUCGGAAUCGAAUAGUGCUGGAGAUGAAUGUAAUGAUCAUGAUUAUUUGGAUGGAGUUGAGCAUCACAUUGUUGAGGAGGCAGAACCCGAAGAGAAGGAAAUUAAGAAUGAUCCUAAAACGGAAAUCACAGAGAUUAAGGAUGCCCUAGAUACCACUAUGGAGGAGCAUUUGGAUGAGCAAUAUUUACAAGAGGAUCUCAAUACCGAUCAUGCGGAGCAGACAAAAAUGACGGAAGUAUACCUGGAUGAAUCAAUCAGCAUCAAAUUUGAAGAGGAAUCUGACUCAUCAAAAACGGCGCAGCUCGAGGAGAAGAGGAAAAAGGAAACAAAGCGACUAAGGGGAACUGUCAGGGAAGAACCUCAAGAGCCGAUUGUAUCCAAAGUUGAAGACACCUAUACGUGUCUUCUGUGUCCCAAAGAUACGGAUGAACCGAUGACUGGAGAUGCUAAAGAAAUAGUGGCUCACAUGAAGUCGAUUCACGAGGCCCGACUAUACAUCUGUGACAUUUGUGGGCUUGACUUUCGAAAAAGGAACGAAUUAUCGAUUCAUCUCGACGAUCACGUUGCAAAAGAGGAGGGUGAUUUUCAAUGUGAAGUUUGCAACAGAAUAUUCAGUAAUUUAAGACUAUUCAGGAUUCAUCGGAGAAUACACUAUCCUCAAGUGAAAUCGUGGCCUUGCGAGACAUGCGGCAAACGUUACAGCUCCAGAAAUCUUCUCGAUGAGCAUGUUAAUACUCACAUUGGUGUAAGGCCGUAUAUUUGUGAGACCUGUGGCAAGGAUUUCGCGUCAAAGUAUACGUUCAAGGCGCAUGUUAAGACCCACGAAGUUCGACCAAGACCUUUCGAAUGUACCCAGUGCAGCAAAACUUUCCUCAGCCAGCAGAAUCUCAAUCAGCAUGAAAAAACUCAUCUGGGAGUCAAGGAAUAUGUCUGUCAUCAAUGCGGAAAAGCAUUUGGCUCGCCGCAUAAUCUCGAGGUCCACAACAUCGUUCAUACUGGUUACAAGCCUUACAUUUGUAAAAUGUGUGGAAAAGCAUUUGCACGAAAAGCAGAAAUUCGAGAUCAUGAAAGAACACACACCGGUGAGAAGCCCUAUCAAUGUGAAUUUUGCGGUGCCACAUUCAGUCAACGAUCUAAUUUACAAUCACACAAACGAGCGACCCAUUACAAUGACAAAAGGUAUAAGUGCGAUGACUGCGGAAAGGGCUUCAAGAGACGUAGACUUCUGGAUUAUCACAUAAAAGCUGCUCACACUGGAGAAAGACCGUACAAGUGUGAAACUUGUUCGGCGACAUUUGUUUAUCCAGAGCAUUUCAAGAAACAUAUGAGAAUUCAUACUGGGGAAAAACCUUAUCUGUGCGAGGUAUGCGGAAAGGCGUUCAACAGUCGAGAUAAUAGAAAUGCCCACAGGUUCAUUCACAGCGACAAGAAGCCUUACGAGUGUCUCGUUUGUGGCAUGGGAUUCAUGCGAAAACCUCUUCUUUACGCCCAUAUGCAAUCUCAAGGCCACUUGAAUGACACAAUUGUUGUCAAUCAGCCAAGACUGACGACUGAGGAGGAUCAGGUCAUCCUUCCUGGUGGAGGUGUUGAAUUACUGAUGGAAGAAAACGCUGAUGAACUUGGAGAGACUGAGUUGUACGUAACUGAUCUCAAGGACCAUGUAAUUAUUCAUGGAAACGAUAAUAUCUAUCAGGAGGAAAGUGUUUUGGACAUUACUGAUGGAGAGGGCAUAGAGGAGGGAGCAGUGCAGCACAUGGUUGUCGAUAGUCAGAUGACCUUUACUGAGGGCGAAGUAAUCCAAUGUAAAACGAGUGAAGAUGGUGAACAAGUGUACAGCUAUAACGAUCCUGCAGAUGGUGAAACGAUAGUCGUAUCGACGGGGGCUGAUUACAAAGACUUGAUGGGUGAUAGUAAGAAUCCAGUGAGAUUGGUUCAAAUAAGAAUACCAUCCUCAGUUGGUGUCGAUGGAAAAAAUUGGUUGAGUCUCGUUCAGCAGAACACGUAAUUUCAAAUCGAUUGAACGAUUUUAUAGUUAAUUUGUCGUAAAUUAAAGGAGAAAAAAUGUUAGAAAUCAUUACCCCCUUUUUUCAAGUUCACUUAAGCUUUUUAUGUUCAUUUAUUUUUAUUUCCACAAUGAUAAUAUCGAUGAUACUAUCAAAUAAAAUAGGUACCGAUUUUCUAUGA